Molecule: messenger RNA, 607 nt
Organism: Morus notabilis
Lineage: Eukaryota; Viridiplantae; Streptophyta; Magnoliopsida; Rosales; Moraceae
Exons: 3
Coding region: 70-381 (103 amino acids)
Source: RefSeq, a predicted model, not a curated record
GACUAGAAAUAUCUAUAUCUAUAUAUAUAUAUAUAUAUAUCUAUAUAUCGUUUCUGUUCUCACUCUAAAAUGAGGGAAGAAGGGACAUCGGUUGUAAGGAGGAUUGAUAGAAUGUCAUCCAUAGAAAGCGAGCCAAGGACGUUGAGAAUGGAUCAAAUCCAUUUUGCAAGGGAGGCAGCUUUAUAUGUUCUGCAAACAAGGUCUAUGGAAGAAGCGAUGAGAAUUUUCACUGAGGGUUUGGAGCCAGUGGUGAGUGUUGUAGGAAUGAAGGCAGGAACAUUUGGUGUUGAAUUGGAGCUCGUAGACGCUGAUAAUCAUCAUCAUCAUGAUCAUGGCUUACAAAAUCCAGAAUUAAGGGAUGCAGUCACUGCUCCUUUCUAGCAAACCAAAAUUUCAUUUUUGUUAAUUUUGGCCACUCUUUGAACAAGAAAAGAAACACAAAUCACACACACUCAUAUAUACAUAUUGUACAGGACAAGGGGAAUUUCCUUCCCAUUUUACUAUAUUCAAUUUGUUCAUUUUCACCUUUUUUCCCCCUUUUACUGGUUUUGAAGGUGGCAAGAGCAUUGUAAAUUGGGUUCUAGUGGAAUUCUUCUUUUUCUUUUUU